AUUUUGAAUACAAAGUUGGACAAUCUGUCGUUCAUCUCCGUCCGCCAUAUUGGACAAAGAGGAUAAUACAAAAAUUUUUUUAAAGAAAGAAUAAUAAUUUUGACGUGACACAUUCACCUUUAGAAAUACUUAAAAUACUGUUACUAUCGCUUUUUUAGAGUGAUCAUUAUUUCAGGAAAUGGAAUUAUUCUGCUCAUAGUUGAUCUUCUCCGAUCCUCGCGGUGACCUCAGUUGCCUCAGUUUUCGAAGAUUACCGUUGGUAACCCGGAUUGGCAUUCCACGGUUAUGUCGCGUUUUAAAAUGGUCACACGCGUAACGCGAUAGAUAAUAUUCCAUUUUCAUUUCAUGAUUUGGAUAUCAAAAUUGUAUCGGUGAUUUAGUCGUUAGGUUUCGUGGACGCGCCAUAUCCAAGACAAGACCAGAUUGCGGUUACUGUUGCGUAAAAAAAAAUUGUGAAGCAAGCUCGUACAUAACCUCUCGCUGUGUCGCAGAAAACUGUUUUUUUUAAAUGCUUUUUAGAGUAGGUAUAAUUUGGACAACGCGUUUGAAACAUGAAGAAAUUAGAAGAAACGAGUUGCGAGGUUCGCAGAUCGAUAGAACUCCAGAUUGCAAAUUGGAAUGGCUUAAACAACAUAGAUGAGGAAGAAACAGAGUCACCCGUAAGAUCCGUGCUAGGCAAGGGUCCCUUUAGCACUCUUGGUGGACUUUUCCAUAAUGCAGCUUAUGCGUGGCUUAGUCGCGGUGCUCACUUUGUUGUGAUAAAUGCGAGAAGUGGAAAGACGAUCGCUUCGAGGACUUUUCGGCAUAAAGUCACUUGUGUCUCUGCGUUUCCGGCACAGCCUGGUCAAGUUCCGCUACUUUUAGUAGAACUGGAUAAUAGAGCAAGUAGAAUUAAAGAUUCCCUCGGAUUAGUAUGCAUAUAUGACUGCACUACUUCGCGUGUACUCAGAGCUAUUCGAAUGCCAGCUGGUGUGGAGCAAGUCUGUGUUAUACAUGGUGGUGCCGAAUGGGAAGAGUUGAGCGAUAAUAGAUCAAGUAAUAUCUUAAUUUCUGAUAACGGUACAGCUUGUGUCACUCUAAAGAGCCUUCGUCAUAUAAUAAUCGACCUACGGCGUACAUUAUGGGAAGGAGAAAGUUGCCAAGUACCAAUAGAUGAAUCGUCUCCAACAGAGAUUGAGUUUUUGAAACAAUCAUCUACUCCCAGACAUCAUUUCAAUAAAGACAAACAUGCUGCCUGUGACCUACUAACUGAUUAUAUCGAACGAUCCCUAAAAUUCAACCGAGCUGAGUACGAGUCGAUGCCUCUCUACGAUGAGAACUUAACUACUGCACUUGUAAGUUCAAAAAAAAUCGGCUGCCUAAUAGCUGGAUGUAUGGGUAGGGUAAUGAUUUGGCAAAAUGAUGGCUCGCUUGGUUGGAUAAGUCCAUCGGUUGACAGAAGUAUGAAUAUCAGCCACUUGGCCCUUUUGGAGCCUACGGACGAUCCAAAACCAUUUUACUACUUGUGGGUAGCAUAUCAAGACGAAUCAGGGGAUGCGUCCCCGAUGUUAAAAAUGUAUGCUAUGCUAUUCGAAAAAAAAUACCAUAACAAGGGAACAAAUUUAUACUUCAAUCUAGAAGCUGCCCCGAGUUUGAAAUUUGAGUUUAAAUUAGAGAAAGGAGAGAGAAUAAUAGGUUUAAGUCCUGUCGAGAGAAACUUAAACCAAGAGCAAACAGACUCGACCAACAAGCAGGGAGAAGACAACUUGUUGUUAAUUGGGACCGACAAUAGGACUCUUCUAUUUGACUUGAAUCAAUGGUAUAAGGAGCAAAUGCCACACACCAUCGGCGAGUGCCAAAACCCCAACAGCAUCCUAGCCAGCUACAACACCAGAGGAGAAUCAGAAGCGAUAGGAGAAGAUACGAUUCUAAGUUGUGCCUACAUUUCGUCGACUUUGAAGGAUUUCAAAAGCAAUGGAUUAACUACACCGGAAGAAUUGUUCUACCCAAAUUCCUUAACUUUGGAGUGGGUGGAGCUGUGCUCCAGUCGACUGAAUUUUUGGAUGACUCAAGGACUCCAACUUGACCUCCUCAGAGACAUAUAUCGCGCUGGUCCCGUAAUCUUAAUCCAGCCAUCAGAGACGUAUCAUCGAUGUCUGGCUGUAGGACUUAUUCCUUUCAACACUGAUUGCUCUUUCGACUGUGAUCAAAAUAUGCAACGUGACAUGUUACUAUCUCUGUGUCUGGAACAACGAUGGGCUACGUUCUUGAUAAAGUGUGCAAGGGAGUGGUCCGACGGUAGUGCCUCUUAUUUGUUUCCAGCAUUUCUCAAGUGGGGAGUCCAAAGGGCUUCUACGAUAAAGUUGGCAGCGGAUAGAUUAUGCGUACCAUUGUUCGAUCAGUCCGGCAAUAGCAUUGGCGAGGCCGAGGCAAAAAUUCUGCGCUUUUACUGUCAACAACUGGAGUGUCUAAUGAACGUCGUGGCUAUGGUACCAGCAGAAUCCAGUGAUCUUACGAAGCAAUUCAGAACACUCAAACGAAUCGCCACUCAUCUCCAGAUAGUUUUGUGGUUCUAUCAUGUAGGAUUACUGCCAGAGACCCAUGAUAUGGAGGAUGAGACAUUACCGAUGUCUCUCAGCCUGAAGAUUCCCUAUCCGCGUGAGAAAAUAGCAGCUAUGUACAAGGAAAAGCGAAGACCGAUGAACCAGGAACUCAGGAAUAACAGUAGUGAAGUGUCGGAUUUGUUCAUCGAUGAGUUGAUCACUAGAGAGUGUUCGCCAUUAAAAGCUCAGUGGGAGCGAGAGAGUGGUGAUUUGAAUACCGGUGGCAACUAUCCUCCACCUUCGUUGCAAUCAUUGUUAAGAAGUUUCCUUGCCGAUUGCCAUCGGUCUGACAUCGAUGAGACGGAGAGUAAGCAUCAGAUUACGAUUUACCUGUUGAUGGAUCUAGCGACACUUCUCCAAGGUUCUUAUCCUGGAGUCGACAGGCUUAUAAAGUAUCCCUCGGCAUUCAAGUUGAGUCCGAGUUUGAUAAGACUUACUCAGCUCGAUCAUGAAGAUUACGAAGGGAAUCUAGAGAUUUUGACGGAUCAACUGAUUUCCGAUUCAGAUUUCAAGGACUGGCAUCAUCAGCUGGUGAUAAGGACCUUGAUAAAGAACAACAAACAUAAAUUGGCUCUCACGUAUCUGCGAGUCAGAAAUCCACCUCUUCUAUCUCUCGAUGAUCAAGGCACCGUAAUCAGUCUAUCGGUGGAGUAUGGAUUGGUCCAAUCAGCCUUUCAUCGGAGGCCACCGUCACAUUACGCCGAGUUGCUUUCUCGGUUCUUCCUGGCAUGCAAGACUCACGGAAAACUUCACGACAUACUUCAUUUGACGUUAGACCCCGAAGAAGAGGAAGCCUUUGUGAGGUUUUUGGAGGAAAACAAGUGCGACGAGUUACGUCUUCUCUAUUAUCUGCAAAGAUGCGAGUUCGCUAAAGCAAGCAGUAUGCAAAUUCCGAUUCUUAGAAAGAAAGAGCCUCAAUCUGUGACUGCAACUAUAUUAGGAGCGUACAGUGCCACUAUGCCUACAGUCGCAAAACAAUUCUCAGCCAAUGUAGGCAAGAGUUUGGAUGUCAGCACAGAGUCAAGAUAUCCAAGACCGAUGUCUCACCGAAAGAGUUGUCCCAGAACAAAGGACAUCUAUGAGAGUGCGAUGAAGAAAGUUAGGGAAACUUAUGUGCGUGGAGAAAGGGCAAGAAUACCUUUCGUGAGUGCUCCGUGUUUAUCAUUGAAAACCAAUUUAAAUAACAUUGCCAGCAGUUGCGUGGUAUUCCCAGAGUUGGUGCAAAAAGGGCGAGGGAAGCAUACUUUGGAUCGAAGAGAUGAAGAAACGUCGCCUGAGAGCAGGAAGAGGAGAAGAAUCUCCAACGAAGGAAACUCAUCGGGUAGCCAAAGAGAUUCAGGCAUGAAUAUUGCUUCGGAGACACCGUUGGUGUUGAAGAGAAGCCAGACCUUGAAAGAUACGGAGGUUCCUCAAUCCAUAUUGAAGAUUCGACAGCUACUUAGAAAUUCUACCUCACCGUGUACUUUUAGUAACGAAAAGAACUUAUGGGAACGGCUGACAGAUGAGCCAAGAGAGAAGGAGAAGAAACCCCCAAGACAGAUUCGUUUCAGCGUUGGACAGCCCAAUGAUGAUUCCGAUUUGUCUAUUAGUGAAGUUAACGGUGUUCCUGCGGAGAGUGUUGUAGAUAAGGUUAACGUGUCCCAGGAAAGCACCGAAACGUAUUUCAGUUCGAACAUCAGUGAGAAGUCUUUCAACGAAAGUGUGCUAUUAAACGAUAGCAGCAUCGGCAGUAGAAAUAUUUCUGGACCUAGACCGAGGCCAGGAUUGAAAAGAAGCAGUCAAAGGUCCUCGAGGGACACAUCCCUGGAACCGAAUAUUGCUUCACCCAUUACAUCAGGUAGUACUGCUUCUAGGAAAAUUUCUUCAACCUCUGUAUUGCCGAUGGAUACAUCCAGCAACUCUUCUGCGGGCUUCUUUAAUUGUGAUAAAGCUGGCACACCUGCAUUGAAAACUCCUAAGCCUCGAAAUUCGUUACUAAACUCCACGAUGUACGCAUCAACGAUAUUAUCUUCGGGAAGUAGCUUCGACCAUUCUGGGAUUCCUGAUAACGGUGGUAAUAAAAAUAAGUCUAUCCAAGGAAGGAUUGACGGGUCUCCUUUGAGGAGGAACGAUGAAUCGCUGGAGGAUAAGCUGUCUAAAAGUACAGACUCUUCAAGGAAAAUGAUGGUCAUUGAAACCAGAACAUCGAUUUCAACGCGCACGAGUACCUUGACAAUGGUCACAGUUUCUGAAAACUGUCUUGAAGCUAAUGGAAGUGAAAGUGUCACCGACAUGGGCAAACUCGGUGUGGAAAAAGAUACUGACUCUACACCGUUCUUUGAGCAUACAAAGAAUCAUUUAACAAGACAGUCUACGAGGAGUGAAAGUGUAAAUGAAACAUCGCAGGCUUUGGAAAGAGGAGAAACUUCAAACGGUAGAGAUGAACUUACUAGAUACCGUGCAGGUUAUGUAGAACUCGAUUCAAGAGUAAUCGAUAAUGACACAAGACAGCAGGAAAAUAAAGAAAGUACCAAAGAGGAUGAAGAAGCCGUACAACGAGAUCAUGAGAAAUUGAGAGAAGAGAAUGAAGAACUCGCGAAGUAUAAAAUCAAAUGUGGGAAAGAUGACUGGAGCGAUAGGUUAUCUCGGGCCAGUAGCUCCGAGGAAGACGACAUGCCAGCUUUGAUAGACAACGAAGAAAGCGACAACGAAGGUUUUCAUAGCUUAUCUAAUUCCAUUGAAACGAGCACUCAACACGGUAAGUCUUCGCAUGAAAAGUCUACUUCGGAUGACAUAACAUCUUCCUGUUCUGUGCAUCACAACGGAGCAUCCAAAACUUCCGGUUUCUUGGCUCGUGACUUGAACAUCACCGAUGACGAGUCCUCCAAGGACGACGACUACCAGCCGAUCGCGGAUCAACAGAGUGAAAAAGAGUUAGAAGAGUUAGUAGAACACGAGGAAGAAUCUGUCUCUACGUCCAUGCCAACUGAAGGUGUGUACGAUAACCUAGAUUUCACAGAAGACGAAUCAGAUGUUAGCGAAGAAGCUAAAGAGAGUAUCGAUGAAGCUGCAGAAAUUCAGAAUGCAAGAGAGCUUAACCUUGAAGUACGCGAAAUCACAAAUAGAAAGUCCCUUAAUACUUCUCAACGGAACAAGAAUACUUCUUUGACAACAAAAGUACUCAAUAUCCAGAAAGAAGAGAAUCAACAUAGCGAUGUGACAGAUGACUUAGAAUACACUAGUGUGGAGUCUUCGCCAUUGUUGCAUGUUACGGAUGAGUUAGAAAAUUCAGCGAGACGUCAAAAAAGGAAUAAAGAGGAGUCUCCAAUUUCUAAAGUGGAUCCUCAAAGUGACAGGGAAUCAACGGUGUCAAGAUUAUCAACAAAGGCCAAGCCUUCGACGGAGGAAUCUAGCAGUAAAGACUCGACUCCGGUAAAACGUAUUCCUACGAAAGAUAUCGAUGCACCUCAGCUAGAAAAAGAGACUCCGGGAAGAGUGACCAGGUCUCAAAGAGCUUCCUCUUUGAUCAAGGAAGCAGCGUCUUCGUCAAAGGUGAGUUCAGAGACAGAGAAGAUAGGGAGAUUCCGAAGGGGUAGUUCUCUGGUGAAAGAAGUUCUGGUUUCUUCGACGAAGGUUCUAGAAAAAGCAGUCCACCCUACCGAGUCCUCGGAGUUGGACAGCUCCUUGAACAUUGUGAAAAAAGGAAGAUCAAGAUCAUCCUCGCAAGCAAAAGAAACCCUAACCUCUUCGCUAAAAGUGACAAAGGAGCAAGUGUACGAAAACGAAUCCAAAGAGUCCAGCAGAAAAACUAAACAUUCUACCCUGAUACCAGAACAAGUGACUUUGGAGCCAAGAAUCGUUUUAACUAAAUCCAAAGUGUCUCCCAGAACAGAGAAACCAAAUGAAGAGAAACCAACAACACCAGCGAAAAAAGUAGGAAAGCCUCGAAGAGGUUCCUCGUCUAAAGAUGCAGAUGUCAACCUGCCAUCGAGAGCAACCAGGUCUUCUUCCGUAUCAUCGGAUAUCAAUGAUAAUCCUGACGCAAGCUUACCUUCAAGAGCUACUGGGUCUUCUUCGGUCACCUCGGAUGUCAGUGAAAAAUCUGUACAGAAAACAUCAAGAAAGAGGGGCAGCUCGGUGCCCAAAGAUACCGUAACAGAGACUAAAAUCACAAGAAGUAGUUCAUCGAAGGAAGUUAUUCCUGAAGAGACUCGUCGAGCCACAAGGUCUAACAGCAUAACAAAGGAAACCAUCCCCGAAGAGAUUCCCAGAAUCACCAGGUCCAGCAGCUUAGCGAAAGAGAUCAUCGCAGAAGAGCCACGAUCUCCAGUGCCCACCAGGAGAAGUAAACCUCAGCUCUUGGAAAGUCUGACCAGUAGCCCCGCAGCGAACACCAGGAGUCGACGUUCCUCCAUACAGUCGAUACCCGAGGAACUUGAGGAAAUUCUAAGUCCUGCCAAGGGGAGGCCUUCGAAGGCUACCACGGAGAAGGAAAAGAGCUCCAUAGCCAGAGAGCGAAGAGCUGCCAGCGAAGAACCUGUCAAACUGCCAUCGAAGCGAAAGACCACUCGGAUAGGAAAGCUUCCUAGAAGACUAACGGAGGAGGUUAUCGUAGAGGAGCCAUCUAAGGAAAUGGAAGAUGAAUCAAAGAAGGAGGAGAAGGAAGAUGAAAGUGUCAAGAAGCCUGUCAAGAGACAGCUCGAGAGGAGGAAGAGAACGACGUCUGGAGUAAGUGUCGACGAAGAGGAGUUGGCAGUGGGCAAGCCAACGAGUGGACGGAAGGCAUCUCAAAAGAGUGACGAUUCCGAAGUGCGAGUUCCCCUAACCUCUGACCAGACUAGAGAUUCACCAGACGAAGAGACCUUAUCGAGACCUAAAAGAGGGAGGAAAACCUCUCAGAAAAGUGUCGAGGAGGAGAAAGUGUUCUCCUUCUCGCCUCCUAGUGAACCGUCAGGGUAUCCUAGAGAUCAGAGAGGGACGGAUCGAAUACCAGAAUAUGUUUUCUCACCACCACACACAAGAUCGAAGUCACUUACACCAAAGCAGCCUCGAAAAAUAUGAACUUUAUCUCUCCGUUGUCGAAAGAAGAGAUGGAGAUGGAGCCAGAGUUGCCGAGAAAGAAGAAAUCCUCGAACCGAAGGGAAACUAGGAUCUUUCAGUCUCGCACAAAAUUUACAAUAAUAAAGCGGUAAU
Orussus abietinus is the source of this 7754-nucleotide messenger RNA. It is a transcript of the gene Elys, whose product is annotated as protein ELYS. The record is from RefSeq and is a predicted model, not a curated record. NCBI's taxonomy places the organism in Eukaryota, Metazoa, Arthropoda, Insecta, Hymenoptera, Orussidae.